Molecule: messenger RNA, 3400 nt
Organism: Salmo salar (Atlantic salmon)
Lineage: Eukaryota; Metazoa; Chordata; Actinopteri; Salmoniformes; Salmonidae
Product: stAR-related lipid transfer protein 3
Biological process (GO): cholesterol transport
Cellular component (GO): lysosomal membrane; late endosome membrane; endoplasmic reticulum membrane
Molecular function (GO): cholesterol binding; cholesterol transfer activity
Source: RefSeq, a predicted model, not a curated record
AACCAGAUUACCACAAAUCUAAACCGGAAGUGAGAUAGUGACCCGUUUCAUGUAAAAGGUAUUCCCGGAAGAUACGUUUCGUAGAUGAUGAUGUACUAAAUCAGGUGGAUUGGCCCCUCUCUUAGUAGGAAUGCCGGGCGGAGUCGACUAUGGGGAGUUUGGGGGGAGCCUUCCUGCCAUCGCCUCUCUGAAUGCGUCCUACUCCACCACUGUAUCCCUACCCUCCCCCCACUACCUGGUGGUGCCCCCUGGGGAGAAGAAGGUCAUCUCGGACGUCCGUCGCACCUUUUGCCUCUUUGUCACCUUUGACCUCCUCUUCAUCUCCCUGCUGUGGAUCAUCGAGCUCAAUAUCAAUAACUCCAUUUGGCAGAGCCUUGAGCUGGAGGUUGUCAAGUACAACUUUCAGUCCUCCUUCUUUGACAUCUUUCUCCUUGCCUUGUUUCGUUUCCUGUGUCUCCAGUUGGGCUAUGCUGCUCUACGUCUGAGGCACUGGUGGGUCAUUGCGAUCACCACUCUAGUGACCAGCUCCUUCCUUGUAGCCAAAGUCAUUCUCUCCAAUCUGCUAUCCCAGAAUGCUUUUGGCUAUGUGUUACCCAUCAUAUCCUUUGUGGUGGCGUGGCUGGAGACGUGGUUCCUGGACUUCAAGGUGCUCUCCAUAGAGGCUGGUGAUGAGAGAGCCUACCUAGCAGCAGUGAACGCAGCGUCGGAGCGAGCUUCCAUGAUCUACCCACGUGCUGUGUCUGAAGGACAGUUCUACUCUCCACCUGAAUCCCUCGCAGGGUCUGAGGAGGACCUGGAUGAGGAGGGGCUGGGUCGCAGGGCAGUCUCCCCCCAUGAGAAGGAGCUGGUGAGGCAGGGUAAAGAGGCCAUGGCCGUGGUGGAACAGAUCCUGGCCCAGGAGGAGAACUGGAAGUUUGAGAAGAACAAUGACAUGGGGGAUUCUGUGUACACACUGGAGAUCCCCUUCCAUGGAAAGACCUUCAUUCUCAAGGCCUUCAUGCAGUGUACAGCAGAGCUAGUGUACCAGGAGGUGAUCUUACAGCCAGAGAAGAUGGCCCAGUGGAACAAAACCGUUUCUGGCUGCCAGAUCCUCCAGAGGGUGGAUGACAACACCCUGGUGUCAUACGAUAUCUCUUCCGGGGCAGCAGGGGGGGUAGUGUCUGCCAGGGACUUUGUGAAUGUGAGGCGGGUGGAACGCAAACGAGACUGCUACAUCUCUGCUGGCAUGGCAACCGACCAUGACGCCAAGCCUCCGCACAGUCGCUAUGUCAGAGGUGAGAAUGGUCCAGGAGGGUUUGUGGUCCUGAAGUCCAGCAGUAACCCCUCGGUUUGUACCUUUAUCUGGGUGCUCAACACAGACCUCAAGGGUCGACUGCCCCGCUACCUUAUCCACCAGAGUCUGGCUGCCACCAUGUUUGAGUUUAUGGCCCAUCUACGCCAGCGCAUCACUGACCUACGGUCCACUCGCUAGAUGCCCUCUCACUUACUUCCUGUAGGGAAGCUGGAUGCCUACAACCCACAGCGCCACCGCAGGUUUGGUGGUGUCACUGCAGAUUUUUAGGAACACCUACAUUUGGAAGUGCACCUGAGAUUAUGGUGGAUAUCAAACGUACUUAGACUAGAGGAAAGUCAACAUCAUAGCAGAUGGGAGACUGCUGUGUCUGCACUUUCACCGGUCUUUUAGAUGUGAGGAGGUCUGGUGCUGUCAGAGGAGAUGUUCCUCUUCUCCCAUGGACUCCAUGUUGUUUUUAAACAUAGUUACAUAAAAAUGUAACUUUUCUGCUGUUUCUCUCACUGGGAUGCUAGUGCUGGAUGCAUCUCCCUCCAUCCAAAACGUCUAACAGUAUUGAAAGUGUAAUGGUCGGAUUAGGACUAUGCUUGACGAGACUUGAUGAAGGCGGAUGUCUUUUUGACUGCGUAGGUUUUUUUCCUCUCUCACUGGAAGUGAACUGGUGCAAUGACUGUGGGUUUGCUGCAUCAGACCGCUAACUCUGAGCCUUACUCUACCGCACAUUUAUGUUAGCCGUAGACUCUGUUUUGCUUUUUUCUUGUUAUUUUUCCACUGUCUUCACUGUCAUUCUCUUGUAACCGGGGAAACCGCUACACAUGACCACAUUAUGAACAAAAAUGGAGCUGUUGGAACACGUUGAACCCACAGUGUGUCCCUUUUUGUCCUCGUUGACCCUCACUGCACUGUUAUCCAUGGAAGUUGACUGUAGGAUUGCUGUGGUCCUCCAACCACUAGGGGGCAACACCACCACUGAUCUACAACAGGAGACCACCUACUUAAUGGAGCUCAAGAUGGGUGGUUGUGAUGACUUAUCGGUCGCUCAUGGGUUCAUAAAGAGUUUCAGAUACUCUACUCUUCCGUGCCAAGCCUUUAGUGGCCUUUUUAGCUAGAGGGAAUCCAUCUGCCCUUAAUGAUGGCUGAUCUAAAUUGUGACUGUAUUGGUAAAUGUAUCGCAGCCUUCUGAAAUGAGCCUUUACCGCAGACAUACUAUAGAUGGAGAAGUGGCAGUAAAUUUAAUUAUGUGAUUAUUUAUGUUAAACAUUUAUCAUUGUGGUGGAUGCAAUAUUGAAAUUGACUAUAAUUGGAGUUCUGAUUCUCUACUGUCUGUAUGUAAUAAGAAUAUGACAGCUCAUCGAUGGCAAAGCAAGCUGCUUUGCAUAUCACAACCUUCAGCCAUCAGCCUGCUGUGUGCAUGUUGAUGCAGUGCUGAAUGUCUAGUAUGUCAGGUCAUUGAACAUUACGCUUGUGAGAACUCAUGUUCCCCUCUCAUGCCUUGCAGUCCUGUAAAAAAAAAAUCAUAAUUGGAACUUGCUCUGUUUUUGGCUCCACUCUAUUUUAGGGCCCUAGUUAACAGGCUUAGCUACAUCAUUAUUGUAUCAGAACAGAAACAAAACAUGUUGAACAGGCUGUCUGAAAGUGAAAAUAAGGUCUUCGAUUUCCAUGAAGAAGAAAGAGAAAGUCUGAAGUUAAUUUGAACAGUUUGCCAUCUGUGAGUGGGAGUUUCACACUUAAGUCAGUUCUGUAAAUCCCUUAACUAAUAAUUGGGCUGAGAAAGCAGUUGGUUGGUUUGGUGCCUUUGUCACAGUGACAGAAAUGGGCAUAGUGUUGCUGUGACCACACUUUUCUGUCAUUGUUAGGACUUAUCUAUUACUAGAAUAUCACUUGUUUGCUAAAGGUAUGUGUUUAAAGGUUGUUUCUUUUUUAGUUUUGUAUGUUUUCUUUUCUAUGAUUGUUCUAAUGUUUUGAAAUCAUACGAACUGCAGAUAAUUUACAAAAAUGUGUCAAUUUUAAGAUCAUUUUCAAAAAUUUUAACAGGAUACUGACCAACUUUUUUUUUUUUUAAAACAGAAGAUUAGCCCGCCUCGAAUCUCUAAUAAAAUGUUGAAAUUA